GUGAGGUUUCCGGUUUCCGGAAUUCUUUUUUAUUUUCCAGAUGUUUUUAAUGUUUUAGAGGGAACCACAAGCCGCCAGAUGGCGCUGCGCGUGCUCGCGGGCUUGUUGAAACAAACUUGUUAAAAGUUGGUGUCUGAGCACGCGGCCGCGCGCGUGAGGGCGGGAAACAUCUGCUCGCGCGCCGCAGCUGCUGCACUCUGUGAGCAUCUGCCGCCGCAGCUGGAGGCGCGCGGGGAUGGACGAGCGCGGGACCCCCUCGGAGGAACCGGUUCGGUUCGUGACGAAGAGGAGCGGCCGCGCAGAACCGCUGUCAGAGGAGGUGUUCUCCAGGCAGCCCGGCAGGAUCCGUCGCCAGGCUCGGCGCCUCUCAGGGGUCUUCCUCCGUCGACCCGGCCCCAUGGCGCUGACGGCAGCUCUCCGCUCGUCCCGGUCCGUCCAGGCCAGGAAGGGCAGCAUGUUCCCAGCUGAUGUUCUGCCAGAGGACGACCCGGCGGAGCUGUCCAACCAGAUCACGGCUCCUGGGAUCCUGAAGAUCUUUGGGAACGAGAUCUGUGAAGGAGCCCACUACAAGAGCGUGCUGGCCACCACCCACUCCAGCGCCAGGGAGCUGGUGAAGGAGGCCCUGGACCGGUACGGCCUGAGCAAGCAGGAGGCGGACGCCUACGUCCUGUGCGACACCAUCGGCUCCAUCCACAGCCGGCAGUGGCGGACGGAGGCGUUCCGCGUCGUCGGCGACCACGAGAAGCCGCUGGUGCUGCAGUCGCUAUGGAAACCGCGUGAGGGUUUGGCCAGGCGCUUCGAGAUCCAGAAGAGGAGCUCGGUGGAGGAGCGGACGUCCAGGGAGACGGACACGGUGACCGCCGGUCUAAACGCUCAGGCCCGUAAGCUGCAGAAGAGCCGCUCCAGGGUCUCCUCCACCCUCCUGGAGAGGGGGGCGGGCUCCAAACUGUGGAGGAGCAAGAGCGAGAUGGACCUUCUGGACACCGACUCCAAACCGGACCCGGGCUUCAUCAAACAGAACCUGGAACCGAGCCCACAGCAGAACCCUGCAGCCCCCCAAGAGGCGCCCGGGUCAGCAGGUGAGGGGGAGGAGUCUGAGAGGGAGGAGACGGAGAGCAGCGGCGACAACACCUCGCAGUACUCCCUCCACCCCCCCCACGACUGCCCCUACCUGCUGCUGCUGCAGGGCCGCUGCUCUGCUCAGGACUUCCUCGUCUACCUGCUCGCCGCCCCUCUCGUGGGCGUCGGCCGGGACGCCACCGCAGACAGGUCAAAGGAUGACAUCAGCCUUCACGCCGCCGACAUCCUUCCACAGCACUGUCACUUCCUCCACCGCAGACCCGGAGAGCCCGUCGUGCUCCGCCCCUCCGCAGACGCCCUGGUGACGAGGAACGGUGAAGUCCUGAGGGGCGGCGUGGCGCUGAGCCCCGGUGAUGUCAUCGGGCUGGGCCGCCACUACCUGUUCCUGUUCAAAGACCCGUCAGCGCUGCAGCAGGACGCCGAAGCUCCAGACCUCCGCUGGUCGUCCUGGGGGUCCAGCUCGUCUGCGGCGAUGCGCAGCUCCCAGACGUUCGUCAGCAGCAGCUGCAUCUCCGACCUGCAGCCUCCUGCAGGAGCGGCCGAGGCGUUCGGCCUGACUCUGAGCUACGAGGAUGAGGACGAGGAGCGGCUGGUGAGGGAGAUCGUGGCGAUGCCAGGAGGGGGCGGAGCUCCGCUGGGCGCCUCCUUCCUUCUGAGUCUGUGUCUGCGUCGCUCUGCGUGGCGCCGUCGGGCCUCCGACCUCCGCAGGCUGCUGCUGCUGACAGCGAGCAACUGUCAGAGCGCCGUGUGGGAACACACCAAGAACGCGGCUGCAGCUCGGCCUGACGUUCGUGGAGACGAAGUUUUCACCCCGGAAGAGCUCCAUUCUCUCCGUCUGAACGAGGUCGUCUCAGGACUGCGCCCCCUGGUGUUGUGGAUGUCCAACAGCCUGGAGCUCCUGAACUUCAUCCAGCAUCAGCUGCCUCUCCUUCUGGAGUGGAGGAGCCGCACGGCGCCGGGGAGAGAGGAGGACGGCGAGGAGGACAUCAGGGAGGCGGAGGACUUUGAGCUGCUGGAGCUCCGCCUCUCCUGCCUCCGGUCAGUCAGCGAGGAGACCGUCUCGGCUCUGGAGGAGGUCCUCCUGCUCUGCUUCCAGCAGUGUGUCUUCUACAUCACCAAGUUCCUGUACCCCGUCCUGCCGGCUCUUCUGGACUGCAACCCCUUCUCAGGAGGUCCCGGUGGUCUCCAGGUUCCGGCGGCGGUCCAGCAGGUGCUGUUGGUUCUGACCCGAACCUGGAAGCUGCUGUCCGACUGUCGGGUCCAUCCAGAGAUCUCCUCCCAGCUCAUGGGCUACAUGUUCUACUUCAUCAGCGCGUCGCUCUUCAACUCCUUCAUGGAGAGAGGCUCAGAACCGGGCUUCUACCGCUGGUCCAGAGGGGUACGGAUGCGGGCCAACCUGGACCUACUUCUGGACUGGGCCCACGCCGCCGGGGUGGGAGAACCGGCCCUGGAGAACACUCAGGUCCUGUCGUCAGCCAUCAACCUGCUGGCCACGCCCCCAAAGAAGCUCCUGCAGAGCUCGUGGGCGUGGCUUCGCUCAGAGUUUCCCUCCCUCACUGCGGCGCAGCUGAACCACCUGCUGAGCCGGUACAGUCCGGCGCCACCCUGCCGUCAGGCGUGGACGCCAUCGCCGCAGGACCGGCAGGCGGCUCGUCAGACCUCCGACAUCCUGCAGAGCUUCGACUCCCAUCAUCCUUUGCUGCUCCCUGACGAAGGUUACCAGCUCCAGCUGACCGCCGCGGGGACAGAACCGGCUCUGAUGGAGGAACUGGACCGGCUCAGAGAGUUUAUCUCCGGCCUCUCGGCCCCCCAGGGUGAAGACGUUCAGACUCUUCAAACCUGCAGCAGAUCCUCGGAGGAGCGUCUUCCGUCUCAGACCUUCAUCCAGAACUCCUCGCCGUCCAUCAGCGCCUCUCCUUCCUCCCAUCCCUUCAGCAGCAGCGACGGAGAACAUUCUCCCACACAGAAGCUCAAAGAUGUGGAGCAGGAGGCGGGACGGACCAGCGGGGCGACAGACGUGGACCCCCCUGGCCCCCACGAGCAGGACGGCCCCCUCCAUGAAGAUGGGCGGGGCUUCGAAAGCCCGUCUGCUCUGAAAGCAGACGUCUGCAGACUGAAACGACACUUGGAGCUGAAAGAGGAAGAGGAGGAUGAGGAUGAAGAGGUGUUCAGCCUGGAGUUGGAGCGAGCUGAAGAAGGACUCGGUCUAGCUCUGGUGGACUCACGGGACGAACCACUGACGAGGGUGGGGGGCGUCUUCAUCCACGCCGUCCUCCCAGAAUCCCCGGCGGCUCAGUGUGAGCAGCAGGAACCAGGAGACCGGAUCCUGGCGGUGAACGGAGUCAGCUUGAUGGAACUGGACCGCCUGAGCGGCAGGGAGCUGAUCCAGCCGUCCGGCGCCACCCUGAGGUUACUGGUGGGGAGACCGUCCUGCGAGGGUCCAGCGGUGCAGACCGGGUUCUGAACGACGAUCCAUAGACAGAAACGAGGAGCUGGAGGUUCUGGAUUUACUGUGGAAGGUUCUGGGUGUGGUUGGGCCGGGUUUAGACUCAGACAACAGAACCACAAACACGAGAGCAGGAGGCUCCCGGCUGGAACCGCCUUUGAAGACAAACGAGAGGCGUCUGUGGAAGUCCAAACCCGGCUGUAAAGCGGGUUUAUGACGGGACCGGAGCCCAACAUUAAAUCAUCUGAACUUUACUGUUUCACUUUCAUUUGUUCGUUAGAGAAACUCCAGAGUUUGAUGCUCAGAAGUCUGAAAACAUGUAGAAAACAGAACAAACGGAAGUUCUGGUUCCUGAAGUCCAGAAGCUGCUAAAGAAGACGAGUCGUUUGGAAGAAGCUGCAGUGAAUUAUAGCAGCAGGAAUGAAAAGAAAUCACGCCACCAGCUUAUGUGGACCCCAGGAAGAAUAGUCUCACCUUCGGUUGAGCCUAAUGGGGAUCCAUAAAUAAAUAAAUAAAUAAAUAAAUAAGUCUACAACCACACCUGAAGUUUCACUGACCUUUGACCUCAGGAAGAGGUCGCUCUUAUACAUUUAAAAAAAAAAUGUAUUUUUCCCCUCUCAGGCUAAAACUAGACGGUGAGCCUCAAACUCAGUCACAGAGACACAGAAACACAGUGGAAGUGGCUGUCAUAGAAAACACCCCCCAGAGUGAGGUAGAGGUCCCCGGUACCGAGAAUGAUCUCAUGAACCCAGACAUGGAGACGUGUAGCCGAUGCUUCUGCAGAACUCUUCACAAUAAAUAAACCUGAUCUCUCAACAUCA
Oryzias melastigma (Indian medaka) is the source of this 4347-nucleotide messenger RNA. Its product is annotated as ras-associating and dilute domain-containing protein. The transcript has 18 exons. The record is from RefSeq and is a predicted model, not a curated record. Gene Ontology annotation, cellular component: microtubule. The coding region runs from base 236 to 3544 and encodes 1102 amino acids. Gene Ontology annotation, molecular function: GTPase binding. Lineage: Eukaryota; Metazoa; Chordata; Actinopteri; Beloniformes; Adrianichthyidae. Gene Ontology annotation, biological process: neural crest cell migration; substrate adhesion-dependent cell spreading; signal transduction.